AUGGUUGAUGACUUGAGAAAAUAUUUAAAUCAUCUGAUUGAAAAGGUGAAUGGAUUGCACUGUAUCCUGAUAACUGACCGCGAAGGUGUGCCUGUUGUAAGAUCAGUUACAGAAAAAGCACCCCAAUUAGCCCUGAGACCAAAUUUUAUAUCAACUUUCGGUAUGGCUACUGACCAAGCAAGUAAACUUGGCUUAGGGAGAAAUAAAACUAUAAUAUCCAUGUAUUCUAGUUAUCAGGUAAUUCAAAUGAAUAAACUACCACUAGUAAUCACAUUCAUUGGAAGCGACAAUUGUAAUACUGGACAUAUUUUAGCAUUGGAAAGCCAAAUAGAACCCUAUUUACAGGAUUUGGGGACUAUAGUUGCAGAAGCACAUAAAGAUAUGUAA
This is a messenger RNA of Pieris macdunnoughi, 387 nucleotides long. The record is from the annotation of a GenBank genome assembly. Lineage: Eukaryota; Metazoa; Arthropoda; Insecta; Lepidoptera; Pieridae.